CCCACGUUGGGGCGGCCCGAGAAGAACAGCUGGAGGAGGAGGAGGAGGAGGAUGUGGCGCGGCGCCUCGGGGGAAAGAAGGCAGCCCCAGCGCGGCCCCCCCAGCUCGGGCAGUGCAGAGCUGAGCCCAGAGAUCCAGAUUUGCUCGCUGCCUGCAGGCUCUCUUCACAAAAAGAAGCUGGCAAAGAGGCCAGGAUACAUGAGAACUGAAGUGCUCCAGCAGAUAGAAUUUCAGCCUCCUCCUGACUGUGAACCGGUCAGCCCAAGGGGGCUUGAGUAUCAUGGCAGAAAACAGCACAGCAAUUUCGAGAAUUGCUCUCUGAAGAGACAAUGCCAAAAUAACUUGGGAUUACUUCGUUGCGAUGCAUGUGUAAACAGUACCACGGUUCACUCAAACGUAACAACUGGAUCGGCUGAGGCUGAAAAUACAACAGGAAGCCUCAGAAACCAGGUUGAUCACAGAGUGAAGCAAUCAGAAAACCCAGCUCACCCUGUUAGUUCUGUGGUUGCCAUAUCUAAAGAAGAAGUGUCGCCUGUGUGCAGCCUUUGUUCAUGGCAAGCCAAUUUGCUAGACCCGGUGACAAUCCCUAACCAUAAAAGUGAAUCACAGGAGGAGGAGAAGAGAAUGCAUGCUUUGGGUCAGAAGGAAGUGAACAACAACCAGGAACCUGAAAAGAAAGAACUUGCUUUUGACCUUUUCAGUCCUCAGGAUUACUUUAAUUCAAGUUUUAGCUUCAUUCAGCUCUCUUUAAAUUCGACUUUUGAAACUAGGGAUAGUAGAGGCCCAUCAGACUGCAGUGAGGCUAAAGAUUGUCUGCAAAUAUAUGGAACAGGAAAUGCAGAAAAUGUUAAUUUGCAUGUACCUGGGGAGAGACAAAGAACUUCAGGGAAAGAACCUUGGGCUUCAUCCAACUAUAUGUGUGGCGAAGAUAGUCAGUGCCCAAGGGAGACUAUAGAGGAUGGUAAAUUGCAGAAUUGUGUGGCACGUUCACUUUUACAUGCAAAUGCUGCAUUUUCGUGUUCCACUGAUUCUUUGGAGGCAGCAUCUGCUGGUUCUUCUUUGACCUUGGGCUACGAAAGUAGCAACACUGUUAGUGAUCACAGCUGGGAUUCUCUCCUGAGGAAAUAUGAACCUGUACUACAGGACUGCUUGCUGGGUAACCGACAUAUAUUAAAGAUAGAAUCCUUAAUAAGAAAGCUUCAGAGGCUUCAAGAGAGAGCAGUAGCUGAGGAUGACUAUGAGCGAGCUGAUAAAUUCAGAAGAAAAUUUGAAGAGCUCAAGAAAGAGAGAAAUUCAUUAACAUUUCAGCUUCCUUCACGGCAUCCUUCAAUUAGCAGCUUUUUGGACAGAUUCAGAGCCCAGGUUCAAAUGGCCUUGUGUGGGGAUGCUAUUCGGUUUAACAAAGAUGAAGCACAACCCUUGCAGAGAAGUGAAGAGAAUAUUUUAAAUCUUCCUUACCGUGAAAAGAUACAGGUUUCAGCUUCAAAACGAGAGCAGUUACUUGAAGAAAAAAAAAGGAUACAGAAGGAAAUUGAAGUUCUUAGAGCGAGGCUGGUUGUUCUGGAAGCUAAAGAUCAACAAUUAAGGAGAGCAAUUGAAGGGCAAGAUCAGUUCAUUCAGGCACACGAUUGUGAGUUGUCUACCUUGCUCAGCUGGGUAUCAUUUGGAGAAUUACAGGCAAUAAGUAAGGCUUUGGCUGAUACUUCAGAGGCAUCACAGCAAAUUCCAUGCAGUUUGGAUUUCCCAGAGCCCAUAAGAAGGCUUCAAGAAAAAGAACAGUCACUCAGUCUGACCAUUAAAGAUACUGCUGCCAAAGUAUGUACCAGUCAGAAGCUGUGCAGCACUUUUAGGAGGAAAGUGAGUGAUAUUGACACGCAGCUCCCAGCUCUUCUUGAAGCCAAAAUGCUUGCUUUAUCAGGAGGUAAUUUCUGUACCGCUAAAGACCUUGUCGAAGAAAUUAAAUUGUUAACUGCUGAAAGAGAGAGGCUGGAGGGUCAUCUCAAUGAAUGGUUGACGCUGAGUGCCAGAAAUGUCCAAAAAUUGGAGAGAAUGAAAGAAGGCUAUAAGAGACUGAAGGAAGAAAUGGAGCAAGGGGAGAAUGCCUUUGAGAAGAAGUUGAAGGAAAAUGCUUUCAAAUACAUGGAAGUGCUGGAGGAAAAACUGCAAAGCUGUGGGAGCCAGCUUCUCGAAAGAGUGUGGGAAGUUGACUUAGAGGCCUGUCAGCUGUUGAUUCGAGCGUUUUGGCUGAAAGAAACUGGUUGUUAUGUUUCUGAAGGAGAAGAGAGCCAAACUGAUGAAGUAGAGGAUACUACUGAUGCCUCUUUAAGGAUCAAGCGAAGACAAUCAAAACACUUUCCAAUUAAAGACUCUGAGUGGAGUGCUCUCCAGCGUCCAGUUACCCAAAGCAAACACCCAAGUGCACAUUGGGAACUGAAAGAGGAAUGUCAUAUCCUUUCUGCAGAACUUGAAGAAAAAUGUGAAAAAAUAAGCGAGAAGCUGAUGCACCUGGAAGAUCAACUUCAAACAGCAAUCUGCAGCUGUGACGAAGGCCUUGUUCAGUCUCUACAGAGAGAGAUCCAGAUGGUGAAGGAAACUCUCCAGGCCAUGCUGGUGCAGCUCCAGCCAGCGAAGGAGGCAGAAGAAGACGCUCCUGCAGACUUCCUUGGUGACAGCUGGUGUCCGGGAAAGCAAGGCUUGCAGGAAUAAUGAGGAGGAAGGUGGAGGUGAAGACGCGGAAUUCACAAGAAUCGCUUUCAACAACAGAAUACGGUCUUAGCAGGCCACAAGGAUUCCUCCCAUCUUGGCAUAACUAAUAACAACUAAAUCAAUUAUAAGGGGGAAAUGGAGCCUGGAGGUCUCGCCUGACAAGUAUUGUAGAUUGCACAUUUGCUGGCCCAGAUCUGAAAACAGCUUUCAAAGCAGAGCUUCCCUCUUGCCCACCCUUCAGCGCAGAGAUUCCAAAUUAACAUUUUUGAAAUGAAAGGCAGCCUCACAGGUUUUUGGAAUGGAGCUGUGACCUUCUACUUGCAAAUGCCUUGGUCUGCCUUUCCCGAUUCCUGACCAUGGAAUGUAGGAAGUGGUGCAUUCGGAAGUCACUGGAGCCAUUCCAAAGAGCAGGAGCUGCUGCAAGGUCUCCUGUGGGUCUCGCCUUGAUAUGGUGCCAGUGACUCGGUGGUAGCCCCAUGGCUCUUAGGUGGCAGCCUUUUUUUUGUUUAGGGGUUGGAAUAUUGGGGGCUUGAGAGCAGGCACACACAACCUGGGUGAAGCAGGGAGAGGGAGAAGAAUGAUGCAAGCUAGGUUGCUAAAUGGCAGGGCAUUUUAAACUCAAAAUAUGGUGCAUGAGGAAGAACAACCUGUGUCACACUUGCAUCAUCCACCAAGUGCCUGGGAAAACUCUUACCCUUUACAGUCGUUUGAGGAAGAACAAGAGGUAGCACUGCAUUUUCCUGGCUAUACAAUAGCCUUGUUCAGUUAUUUGUCUGCUAAUAGAGCUUGUGCCUGAGUGCAGCACCCACAAGAGCAUGCCUGUAAGCCCUGCCCCUGUGCUAACAAUCUCUUGAACCCUAGCCUAGUGUCUGUCUGACAACCAACCACUGUGCUUGUGGUGGAGAGAUCUUUCCCAUGGUUAGAACGCUCUGGUGCCCCAGCCUUCUACUAUCUAUUUGGUGUAAUUGUGAAGAGCAGGGAUGGGGUUUUAGUGUACCCGGGGUGGGGCUUGCCGGCAUAUUCUUGGGAGUGCCGUAACCCCACCACCGUAACACCUGAACAGGGCUUGUACUGCUGCUUGAAUGCAAGGAACACCAGAAUGCUGGGGAUGUGCGAACUGGCUCGACCUGGAGGUGGCUCAACAUUGAACUUGGCUGGCUCAAGGGCUCACCCCUGGCUUGCCCUUUAGCAAAACCAGACACAAUUUGGCUUGAACUCAAGCCAACACACACACACACACACACCCUGGCAAGUCCGGGUUCAAACCAAAGAAAUUUUUAAAAUGUUUUUUUUUUUUUUAAACCGCUCACCGCCUCCAUGGGGCAUUGCCUUGGCCAUGAGGGGUGUCUCUGGCGGUUCUCCCUCUCCCCGCCAGCCUCCCCUCGGUCUCCAAUUGGCUUGAUUUGGACGGUUUUCCAGCCAUUUUUGGCCCGUUCCUGCCCAUUCUUUGUGCUGGCAGUGGCCAUUUUGGAGGCCGCUGCACAUGUGCACUGGCUGCAUAUGCUCUGCAUAUGCAUAGUGGCCUUCAAAAUGGCCGCCACCAGCACAAAGAGGCCCAGAAUGGGCUGAAAACCACUGGGAAACUGCCCAAACUGGGCCAGUUGGAGACAGCGGGGAAGCCAGCAGGGGAGGGGGAAUGGCUGGAGACCCUCCCUCCCAUGGCUGUGGCAGCACCCCCUGGAGACAGUGAGUUUAAAAAUGUUUUAAUUUUUUCUCUUGUUAGAACCCCUGGACCAGCUCGAAUCUGAGCUGAACUGGUGUGUGUGUGUGUGUGGGGGGGGUCCUGUUUUGGGAGAGGCAAAAUCAAACAUGCGUGGUUCUGUUUGAGUCAAAUUCGGACUUGAACUGAACCGGGCAUACUGGUUUCAUGCACAUUCCAGCAGAAUGCACUGCCUGGUGGGAUAUCGUACGUAUUUCCCCCAUCUGGAAAAGCUCCCAAAACUUGGGCCAAAUGCACUCUGUUGCUUCCUCUUGUAAAGUCUUUCUUCUCCCCAAAUUAUGUUCAGAAAUAUUAAGAAUGAGAAAGGAGAAAAAGAAGAAGCAAUCUACUAAGUUGUAGCUGAAGCUAAUAACCAAAUUUUGCUAAAUGAAAUGAGGGCUGCACAUACCCUUUGGCAUUCAAUAUUAUAGUAAUAAUUAACAUCAAAGCACACCAUAAUAGCAUUUCAACCAUUUUCAUUUUGUGUUGCAAAAUGAGAGCAAAUGCUUGUUAAUUUGAAGGGCAAACAUUAUUUAAAGCAAUAACCAAUGCUUUUUUAAUUAUUAAAAAAAACUUGAAACUAUUAGUGAUGCGUAAUGUAACUAAAAUUGCGUUGAUGCUUCAGUAUUUUUUCAUAUAGAAGAAUAGAAAACCUGAAACUGUUAGUGAUGUGUAAUGGAACUAAAAAUUGCAUUGAUGCUUCAAUAUUGUUCAUAUAAAAGACUAGCCAAUAGUCUUAUUCUUCUGAUGUUUUCUACAAAUGCCAUUUUUAAAGAAAUAUUUUGAAUUUGGUAUAUUUUUAACCACAGAUAGCAAAAGAAGAUUUAUUUACUUGUCAUCUGUUGAGUUUAGUUCAGGACCAAAGGAAAUCUAUACUGAAGCCAGUAGAAAUAGAAUCACAGGACCAAUGAGCUGCAAGUGACGCAACACCAACUAGUCUACAGAAACUAGUCCCUUUGGAUGCAGAUCUAGCCAGGAUUUUGAGGACAGUCCAACAUUGCAGUUGCUUCAGAAUGUGGCAGCAUGGAUUUUGUCUGGUACUAACUGCAACAAGCAUAUUAUAUCAACUAGCUUAUCCUGCGCAGAACAUCUGCACGCUAGGACUUUAUUGGGCUCCUUUCCCCCUCCGCGGCCACUGCUUUAUUGCUCAGCCACCCCACUUGCAGCCACCCCUCCCCCCCCACUCAGCCACUCCCUCAGCUCACCCAAACACUGGCCUCUGAUGCCCCGCCAAGUCUUCUUGUGAGGAUGGCCGAGCCAGGGUGGAAAAGCACACCGAGGGCAAUCCGUGCAGCCUGGACAGGAGGACCCAGCUUGGCCAUCCUCCUCUCAAGACUCGGUGGGGCAUCAGAGGCCAGGGGUUGGAGAUGAGGGAGGGUCUGCUUCUUUCUUCGGCCCUCCCUCCUUCCCUCCUCCUCCACUGCCACCCUCCUGCUCCUCCUCGACAGCAGCUGCCCCUUCAUCUGCCACUCAGCCCACCUCCAUGCUCCCAACCUCUUGUUGAGUGUCAUCAGAACUCUUGCAAGAUAUUCCACAUACCUUGAGGUGUGCUCUGUACCACCUAAGGCUUUUAUAUAUGUAGAUACUCCAAGAGAUCCAGCACCUGACCAACAUACUGUGCAAUGUUCCAUAAGGGUGCUCUUGCACAAAUGCAGGAUCUUGCAUUAAAGUGGUUACAAGAUCGACAGCCAUUAUUUCUAGUAGCCAUUGAUCGUGAAACUGUGUUUACACAAGUUACCAUGUUUGCACAAGAGAACUCUAAUGCAACUGCACAUACAUUCCACUACAAGGCAGACAGAACGUCAUGCAGUAUGUUAGCUGUUGUCGAUUGGCUUCUGGGGAAAAUUCAAGAUGCUGUUUUUGAAAAAUUCUCUUAUAAUUGUUUGUUUUUACUGAAGAAAGGAAUACAUCAGAAAAUUUCUACAACUUUACAGAAAUAAAACAAGUAUGCUGAA
Molecule: messenger RNA, 6360 nt
Organism: Hemicordylus capensis (graceful crag lizard)
Lineage: Eukaryota; Metazoa; Chordata; Lepidosauria; Squamata; Cordylidae
Gene: DISC1
Product: DISC1 scaffold protein
Exons: 13
Coding region: 52-2706 (884 amino acids)
Biological process (GO): neuron migration; cilium assembly
Cellular component (GO): microtubule; mitochondrion; intermediate filament cytoskeleton
Molecular function (GO): protein binding
Source: RefSeq, a predicted model, not a curated record